Molecule: messenger RNA, 1425 nt
Organism: Saccharomyces mikatae IFO 1815
Lineage: Eukaryota; Fungi; Ascomycota; Saccharomycetes; Saccharomycetales; Saccharomycetaceae
Gene: CLB1
Product: B-type cyclin CLB1
Exons: 1
Coding region: 1-1425 (474 amino acids)
Biological process (GO): G2/M transition of mitotic cell cycle; regulation of cyclin-dependent protein serine/threonine kinase activity
Cellular component (GO): cytoplasm; centrosome; cyclin-dependent protein kinase holoenzyme complex
Molecular function (GO): cyclin-dependent protein serine/threonine kinase regulator activity
Source: RefSeq, a predicted model, not a curated record
AUGUCAAGAUCUCUUUUGGUAGAGAAUAAUAGAACCAUUAAUGGUAGUGAGGAUAAUGGUAUAAACGAUACUCAAUAUAUUGUACAAAAAAGAAAUGUACCAAGAACCAUUCUCGCUAACGUCACUAAUAAUGCAAAUAUUUUGCAAGAGAUCACGAUGAAUAAAAAAAUUGGCAUAAAGGGCUUUUCCAGGUUAAACUCUUUUUUUCCUUUGAAAGAUGAUAUUACGAGGCCCAAUGAUUUCAGCACCUCUUUUAAUGAUAGUGAAGAGGAGAAAAAACGAGAGAUGUUUAACAAUAAAGAAAAUAUUCCUGAGUAUGGAUAUUCGGAGCAGAGAAAGGAACAGCAGAAGCAUUAUUUAAAAGAUGACUCCAUUCACACAAGUUCGACUGCAUUAAGUUGCAAUGGGCUGGUAUAUUCUGAGAAUAAGUCGUUUUCCAACCAACUUGAAUGGCAGAAAAAGAUUUUAAAAGAAGAUUCGAAAAAAAAAAGACCAAUAUCAACUCUUGUUGAGCAAGAUGAACAAAAAAAGUUUAAAAUACAUGAAUUCACCACGGAAGAAGAGAUUCUAGAGGAAUAUGAAUGGGAUGAUUUGGAUGAAGAAGAUUGUGAUGAUCCUUUGAUGGUGAGCGAGGAGGUCGAUGAUAUUUUUGAAUAUCUGCAUCACCUGGAAAUAAUCACACUACCGAAUAAGGCGAAUCUUUACAAGCAUAAGAACAUUAAACAGAACAGAGACAUCUUAGUUAACUGGAUAAUCAAGAUCCAUAACAAGUUUGGUCUCCUGCCAGAGACUUUGUAUUUGGCGAUAAAUAUAAUGGACAGAUUUCUUUGUGAAGAGGUGGUUCAAUUGAAUAGAUUGCAACUGGUUGGUACAUCAUGCUUGUUUAUCGCAUCUAAAUAUGAAGAGAUUUACUCCCCUAGCAUAAAACAUUUCGCAUACGAGACAGAUGGCGCCUGUUCUGUAGAAGAAAUUAAAGAAGGUGAAAGAUUUAUUCUGGAAAAACUUGACUUCCAAAUUAGUUUUGCUAACCCGAUGAACUUUCUGAGGAGAAUAUCAAAGGCGGAUGACUAUGAUAUUCAAUCCAGAACACUAGCAAAAUUCUUAAUGGAAAUAUCUAUAGUGGAUUUUAAGUUCAUUGGAAUACUACCAUCAUUGUGCGCCUCAGCGGCAAUGUUCCUCUCGAGAAAAAUGUUGGGUAAAGGAAACUGGGAUGGUAAUUUGAUCCACUAUAGUGGUGGUUACACAAAGGAGAAACUAUAUCCCGUUUGUCAGCUACUGAUGGAUUAUCUUGUUGGCUCGACCAUUCAUGAUGAGUUCUUAAAAAAGUAUCAAUCAAGAAGAUUCUUAAAGGCUUCUAUAAUUUCUAUCGAAUGGGCAUUGAAGGUCAGGAAGAAUGGUUAUGAUAUUAUGACUUUGCAUGAGUGA